Drosophila grimshawi is the source of this 3378-nucleotide messenger RNA. Its product is annotated as U4/U6.U5 tri-snRNP-associated protein 1. Gene Ontology annotation, cellular component: U4/U6 x U5 tri-snRNP complex. The record is from RefSeq and is a predicted model, not a curated record. Gene Ontology annotation, biological process: maturation of 5S rRNA; mRNA cis splicing, via spliceosome. The coding region runs from base 66 to 2966 and encodes 966 amino acids. The transcript has 6 exons. Lineage: Eukaryota; Metazoa; Arthropoda; Insecta; Diptera; Drosophilidae.
AUAACAAAAAAGAAGGCGAAAACGUUUAUGAAUUGUAAUUGAUAAAAGGUUUUCUUGGCUGCAAAAUGGGCUCAUCAUCGGGUAAAAAACACAAAAAGGAUAAGAAACACAGCCAUCGCUCGCGCUCCCAGGAGCGACCAAAUCGCAGCCUGGACGAAGAGGUCACACUGGAUUUGACAGACGACUUGUCGUCAACGCGACAAAAACACCACAAACACAAAAAGCACAAGGAGCAUCGCCACAAGCAUCACAAGCACAAGGAGCGCGAACGGCCCAGCGAGGUCAUCUCCCUCGAGGAAUCGGACUCGGACAGUUCCGACUGUGUCGAGGUGCCCGUGGAGCAAGAAGCCAGAGCAAAGGCACGUGAGCAUCCGGUACGAGAAACUGAAACUGCUCGGGAACGAGAGCGCGAGCCAUCUAUUCGGGAGAGGGAGCGAGAGCGAGAGCCGCCUAUUCGAGAGCGGGAGCGAGAGCGGGAGCCAUCUAUUCGGGAGCGAGAGCCACCUGCUCGGGAUCAGGAGCCACCUCCUCGGGAGCGAGAUCCACCGGCUCGGGAGCGUGAUCUAGAGUUAUCAGCUCCGCCACCACCGCAAAUCUCAAAGCAUGUGGACUACGAGCGCGAGCGACGCCGCGAGCGUGAAACAGAUCGCGAACGCGAGGCACGCAAGCGAGCGGCGAGAGACAGGGAGCGCGUGCGAGGACGAUCCCGAUCACAGUCACCGCCAGCACCAGCUGCGGGCAGUCAUCAGCAGCGCUCGCAGCGUGGCAACAGGGAACGGGAACAGCGCGAGCAAGGACGGGAAAGGGAACGGGAGCGAGAACGUGUGCGUUCCCGCAGCCAUUCGCCCAUACCGGAUAAUGGAGCUGGGGAUGUGCUCUCCAUUGCCGAGACUAAUAAAUUGCGUGCCAAGCUGGGGCUGAAGCCAUUGGAAAUGGAUACGGGUCCCAGUAAGGCAACGUCAACCAGCAGCAGCAGCAAUCAGCAAGAAAGCAAAAAAUCCGGAAUGGAAAAGGAUCUCUCGUCGUACAAGGAUGAGUGGGGCGAGUUUCUGCACAAGCCAGCGGAUAACAUCAAGGAGAAGAAGCAGGCCGAGAAGUUGCGCGAGAAGCUCAAGCAGAGCAAGGAGAAACGUUUCCUCGAGGAGCGUUUGGCACGCAUUCGGACCCUGGGCGAGUCCGACGAAGAAACGGACAAUGUGUCCAAGUGGGUCGAUCGCAACAAGCGUGUCGUCAAUGAGCGCGAGGAGGCGCUGCGCAAGGCCAAAGAGCUGGAGGAAUUGGAUGAGGCGUUUGGUGUCACGGAGCUAAUCGAGCAGGAGACGAAAAAGGCUCGCCAAUUGGCCUACGCCGAUCGGAAUUUGAAGGGUCUGCGCGUUGAGCAUGAUAUGGAUGAUUUUGGUGAGGGUCGCACGGUUAUAUUAACGCUCAAGGAUCAGGAUGUGCUCAAUGAGGAGGACGGCGACACUCUGGUCAAUGUCAACAUGCUCGACGACGAGCGCUAUAAGAAGAAUGUGGCGAACAAGAAGCUCAAUCCGCUAAGCUAUGGCUACAACGUCUAUGAGGAACAAUACGAUGAGCUUGGCAAUCCCAUUGAGCGUUCCAUACUCGAGAAAUACGAUGAGGAUGUCGAAGGACAGCCCCAGAAGCGCAAGAACUUUGUGAUUGGCGAGAAUUUGAAUGAGGAACGCGAGCACAGACGUAAACUGCUCGAAAUCAAGACGAAAUUGGCUGGCAAACACUUGGAAACGCUGCAGGAUUCGAAUGUGAAACUGGCAUCAGAUGUUUUCAGUGCUGAGGAGCUGGCAACUUUUAAGAAGCCAAAGAAGAAGGUUAAGAAACUGCGCCAGAAGCUAAAGGCCGAGGAUCUGGAACCAAUUGCUGAAUUGCCGAGCUCCUCAAAUCUGGGCAGUCGCCAUGGACGUUAUCGCGAAGCAGACGACGAGGACGUUGACAUGAAAGAUGAUUCAAAGUCGCCUCAAAUUAAGCUGGAGGAGGAUGAUUAUGAUUUGGAACGUGUGCUCUGCAAGGCACGCAGGCUGAAGCAGAAAGAGAACAUCAUCAAGAAACCGAUGCCCAUCGAUGUGGCAGCCAUCAAGCGUGACAUUAAGCCCGAGCCCUCGGACGAAGCUAGGAACUCCGAUGGAGUGGAGCUCACCGGCAUCGACACUAAUAUUGUGCUGAAUGCGACGGCGGAGUUUUGUCGGACAUUGGGCGAUAUACCUACUUACGGCAUGGCUGGCAAUCGCAACGAGGACUCCAGUGAUAUGCUGGACUUUGAUAAGAACGAAGCGUUGGAUGAGCAUAUGGAUACAAAUCUGGAGGAGCCAACAUUGAAUCACGGCACAUGGAAUUCGGUUAAUCCAGACGAAGUUAUGCAGCCAGCCGAUUUAGAUAAUCUGGGUGAUGACAUCGAGGAACGUGCGAUUUUGGAUGAGGAGCCCGAUGUGGGUGCGGGCGUGGCGAAUGCUCUGCGCCUCGCCCUCUCCAAGGGCUAUUUGGAGAAGGAGGAAAAGAAUCGACCGAGUAACACAAAAAUGGCUCAUCUGCAGGCCAAGAACUAUUCCAUCGAAGACAAAGCUGCUGGUGAGGACGACAAAAUCGGACGUCGCGAUCGUUUUCAUGCUGGUCCCAUUAUGGACUUUAAGGACAAGGAAACGUUUAAGCCCAAUGUCAAACUAGAUUAUAUCGAUGACAAUGGUCGCAUCCUCAAUCUUAAAGAGGCUUUCCGUUAUCUUUCGCACAAGUUUCACGGCAAAGGACCGGGCAAAAACAAGAUUGAAAAGCGUCUCAAGAAAAUGGAACAGGAUGGCCUAAUGAAAACGAUGAGCUCUACGGACACUCCAUUGUGCACACUGACCAUGUUGCAGCAGAAGCAAAAGGAAACCAAAACGCCAUAUGUGGUGCUCAGUGGCAGCAACAAGAACAACGCUGGCGUUAGCGGCGCCUCAAUUUCAAAGUUUAAGUAGAGCAAAAGCGCUGAACACAACCAAAUGCAAUAGUUACUUCCAAAAUUACAAACUAAAUGCUUAUCGUAGUUGAUAUACACAUAAGUUUAGAAUUCAGAACCAUACAAACCGCUAAUAUUUAAAUCGCAUAUUUAUUGCAACUUAACAAUAUACAAUAUAUACUAAUUAUCCAAUCCAAACAGCAGCCAGAUAGUCCUUAGAAUACUUUUGUUGAAAAUGAUGAAUAUUUUUCUAAAAAAGAUUAUAAUUAAGGUUUUUAAAUUUGAUUUCGCAAAUUCAAUUAAAAUUUGUGUUUUAAAUAUUGCUCAGUCGACUAAACUGGUUAUCAAGAGUUGUAUAAACAUUAGAAACUCUCCUAAACGAAAUCAUGCAUUUGCUUUGGAUAAAUAAACAAUAAAUAUUUUAAUUCUUA